AUGAAGCCAUCCGUAUCCAUCCUCACCGUUUCAUUCCUGCUCGUAGCAUCAGUAAACGCAUUCACCUUGCGCCAGCAGAAGAUGGUAAGCAUUUUCGCGCUCGAAUGCAUGGCCGAGACGGGCAUCGGUGCGGAUUCGCUGGCGAAGCUGCGCGACGGUGAUCUAUCCACGAACGAUCGUGCGGCGAAAUGUUUCAUGAAAUGUUUCUUCGAGAAGGAAAACUUUAUCGAUGCGCAGGGACAGUUGCAGCUGGAAGCGAUUGCGGCGGCACUGGAGAAGGAUUACGAGCGGGCCAAGAUCGACGAGAUGCUUGCGCAGUGUGGCGUACAGAAGGAGGAUGCGUGCGAGACGGCAUUCCACGCGUACGAGUGCUAUCACAAUCACUACCAGAAUCUGUAG
Molecule: messenger RNA, 399 nt
Organism: Anopheles marshallii
Lineage: Eukaryota; Metazoa; Arthropoda; Insecta; Diptera; Culicidae
Product: general odorant-binding protein 69a-like
Exons: 2
Coding region: 1-399 (132 amino acids)
Biological process (GO): sensory perception of smell
Molecular function (GO): odorant binding
Source: RefSeq, a predicted model, not a curated record